CAGAGCUCAGUCCACCAGCCGUAUUUGGUCGGCUGGGUUGGAGCUAGACACCGCGGUCUCCCAUCGCUCGACGUCGGUGAUGGAGAAAUUCGAGAACGUUGUGGCCAUAUCGGACUCUGACAACGAUACCAUAUUCGAAUGCCUCGCAGCACAUCGCACAGAUAUCGAUGUCGAAGCACAGGCAGCAACAUACAUGUUCGACUUCUUUUCAUCCGGGCUGCACAUCCCGUUCCGCAUAUCACGAGGUGAGACACUGGGGACAGUCACCUUCACAGUGGGCAUGGAUCUCACCCCACUGGAAGGGACGGUCUAUUUUACGGAUUUCGAAAAUUGUGUCGUGGUGAACGCCGAAUACUACACAAGAGACCAGUGCAUACUCUGGACCCGGAGAGAAUUCAAGGACAAUGUGCCGCAAGACUGCAUCGACCACUUUGUUGACACAUGCGGAGUGAUCGUUCCUGAGCACAGCCGGGACUUGUGCCCCGAUGGAGAGGGCGACUACUAGCUUCAGCAUAGGAGCCUCCUCAUUUGAGCAUGUCUCGGAAUUCAUGGGGGGGUGAGAAAGCAGCAUAGAGAAAUGGGCGCAUUUUACUGUUGCCACAG
Dermacentor albipictus is the source of this 603-nucleotide messenger RNA. The record is from RefSeq and is a predicted model, not a curated record. NCBI's taxonomy places the organism in Eukaryota, Metazoa, Arthropoda, Arachnida, Ixodida, Ixodidae.